Pseudogymnoascus destructans is the source of this 1547-nucleotide messenger RNA. RefSeq lists its product as uncharacterized. The transcript has a single exon. Gene Ontology annotation, molecular function: nitronate monooxygenase activity. Lineage: Eukaryota; Fungi; Ascomycota; Leotiomycetes; Thelebolales; Thelebolaceae. The coding region runs from base 140 to 1189 and encodes 349 amino acids. The record is from RefSeq and is a predicted model, not a curated record.
UCAUGAACCCCCGGAUAUUCACAUCAAGCGCAAGCGCUUAUAUAGAGGAUACCUUUGUAAAUCAUGAGUUUUUGAGAAUAAUACCCUUCAUCUAGCAAGCCAUUCAAUCUGCCAAUCACCCACGAAGCACCUCCUCACAAUGGCUCCAAUCACCACCCCCCUCACCACCCUCCUGGGUAUCCAGCACCCCAUCCUCCUCGCCGGCAUGGCGCGCACGUCGGGUGGGCCCCUAGCAGCUGCCGUAUCCAACGCCGGCGGCAUUGGCUGCAUCGGCGGUCUAGGCUACACCCCCGACCAGCUCCGCGAGAUCAUCCACGAGCUCAAGGAAAACCUCACCUCCAAAGACCUCCCCUUCGGCGUUGACCUCGCCCUCCCCAAGGUCGGCGACGGCGCGCGCAAGACCAACCACGAUUACACUCACGGCCAGCUGGACGAGCUGAUCACCGUCACGAUCGAGGAGGGCGCAAAGCUGUUCAUCAGCGCUGUCGGAAUUCCGCCGCCACAUGUGAUUAAGCGCCUCCACGAUGCCGGUAUCGUCAUCAUGAACAUGGUUGGCGCGCCGAAGCACGCAAAGUACGCUCUCGAUGCUGGCGUUGAUAUCGUAUGUGCUCAGGGAGGCGAGGGUGGCGGACACACGGGCAACAUCCCCAACUCGGUGUUGAUCCCGGCUGUUGUGGAUGUUGCGCGCCAGUACAGGCCGAAGCUUCUUAAGGGGCAGACGGCACUGGUUGUCGCUGCAGGUGGUAUCUACAAUGGACGUAGUUUAGCGGCGAGUUUGAUGCAGGGAGCUGCUGGUGUUUGGGUGGGAACGCGCUUCGUUGCGGCGACUGAGGCUGGAUGCAGUGAGCAACACAAGGAGGCCGUUGUAUCUGCUGGUUUUGAUGAUACCCUGAGGACUCUGGUGGUCAGUGGACGCCCGUUGAGAGUCAAGAUGAACGAUUAUAUUGCGAAGUGGGAGGCACAGCCCGAGAAGAUCAAGGAGCUGACGGAGAGUGGUGUUGUCCCCAUUCAGAAGGACUUCGAGGAUGGAGUGGAUAUCGAUAUUCCUUUCUUGAUGGGCCAGGUUUCCGGGGCGAUUAAUGAUAUUAAGCCGGCUGGAGACAUUGUAAAGGAGAUGGUGUCUGAGGCCGCAGACAUGUUGAAGCUGGGCGGGACAUAUCUCAACGGUGAUAAGCAGAGCAGGUUGUGAAGAGUGUCACAUAUGAGAGGAAUCGGUUCUUGCUACUGUUAGCAUGUCAACCAGGCAUGAGUACAGUAACGUAGGUCGUGGUGUAAUAGGGGGGGAGGUGUAAUGGGGGUAGUGGGGUUGGGUCCGCCCCAUCAAAACCACCACUACCAUCACUACUACCAUUGCCCAUAAUGGUUCAAAAAAGGAGUAUUAAGGCUCUAGAACGCGAAUAUUAGCUGUUAAAUCAAAUCAAUACAAGUCUAUUUAUGCAGCUACAAAAGCCCUGAAGGUGCCAGAGGAGACAUUGCGACGUCGCCUACAAGGGGGACACACGCUAAGUGGCUAUGCUCCUAGCCACCGGAUUCUAAGAGAGGUUGCA